Messenger RNA from Rattus rattus (black rat), 1627 nucleotides. It is a transcript of the gene Tmem106a, whose product is annotated as transmembrane protein 106A. The transcript is spliced from 8 exons. The record is from RefSeq and is a predicted model, not a curated record. The coding region runs from base 429 to 1214 and encodes 261 amino acids. Lineage: Eukaryota; Metazoa; Chordata; Mammalia; Rodentia; Muridae.
GUUUCGAUUAUGCUGAGGGCGUUGUCAACUUCUGGUAAGGCGUCCCCAGGACCCCAUCUUUUUUCCCUUUACAAAGCAAGAAUCAGAGAUGCUUGGACUUUCUUGACGCCCAAAACAUAGUCCCCAAAUUUGACUAACGGCCAGUGUGGUGGGAUUUAAAAUCCUUCCUCCGUGAAGUCCUACCUUUCCUUCCUUGCCCACCAUAGGAGAAUCUCCUAGUAAAAGGGAACUUGACCCUCCCGGUAGGCAAGAGUCCCUACUCCCUACCUUCGGCACAUUCACUCUCUCAGGUCUCUCUAAAGGGAGCUGAUGGCCUCCACCCUACCCUAGAGGCCCUUCUCCCAAAGGAGCAUUCCAGAAAACCCAAUCUUGCUGCCGAGAAGAGCCUGGAAUCCUAGAUCUAAACCAGUGAAAAAUCCCACUGAACUAUGGGUAAGGCAUUCUCCCAGCUCACCUCUCAGAAGGAUGAGGAUGAGUCUAUCCUACCUGAUAACCCUGCCAUGGCCAGCAAGGCUGCCAACUACUUCAGCACUGGUAACAGCAAGCUGUCACACUCCUGUGUGCCUUGUGAAAAGGCUGCGAGUACCAGCUUUGUGACUUGUCCUACCUGCCAAGGCAAUGGGGAGAUCCCCCAAGAGCUAGAGAAGCAGCUGGUGGCCCUCAUCCCUUAUGGAGACCAAAGGCUGAAGCCCAGACGCACGAAGCUCUCUGUGUUCCUGGCCGUGACCAUCUGCCUGCUGAUUUUCUCCCUCACCAUCUUUUUCCUGUAUCCACGGAACAUUGUUGUGCAUCCUGUAGGCCUCAACUCCUCUACGGUCGCCUUCGAUGAAACUCAUGUACAGCUCAACAUGACGAAUGUCCUGAACAUCACCAACAGCAACUUCUAUCCCGUCACAGUGACACAGCUGACAGCCGAGGUGCUCCACCAGACCUCUGUGGUAGGCCAGGUUACCAGCAGUUUCCGCCUGCACAUUGGCCCUUUGGCCAGUAAGCAGAUGCCUUACGAAGUUGCCAGCAGGAUUUUGGAUGAAAACACAUACAAAAUCUGUACAUGGCCGAAAAUCAGAGUCCACCAUAUCCUUGUGAAUAUCCAGGGUGCUCUGACCUGCUCCUACCUGACCCAUCCACAACAGCUACCCUUCGAGAGCUUCGAAUAUGUGGACUGCAGAGAAAACAUGUCAAUGCCCCAUCUAGAGCUCCCUCACCCAGCCUGAUCUGUCUGCUGCCCUUCUACACCAGGCACCUGCAAGCGGGACUGCAGCUCCGCUCCAUGGAGCUCUAGGAAAGACUGUAGUGACUUUGUUGGAGGAAACGUCCUGCUUUUGUCUGUGCCUUCCCCUAACACCCUCAGUGCAUGGAGCUCCUGUAACAAUGUCCUAGUUCCUGAGUCCUCAGAUCCCCAGGAGUCACUUGUGAUGAGUGUCAUCGUGCAGACAGGAUGUCAUGUCAUCGUGGUCCGUGUGUGGAGGAAUGGCUAACUUGGCAUCGUCUUGGGACUGAGCAUGUUGGUUACCCAGCUCCACCCAGGUGGAUCUUCAGUUGGAAUGUAGUUCUAGCUACACUUCGCAACAUGGAUGGAUCUUUUUCAAGUUUUCCUCUCAGUAAUAAGUGGCUUUCCGGACAUCCA